AUGUCCGCAUUCGCACCUGCCCCCAAACCCGAGAACCUUCUCGCGCGCUACCGCGUCCUCUCCCCCAAGGCCGCUGUGCACGUAUCGCAGCUCCAGCUUGGCGCGAUGAGCAUCGGCGACAAGUGGGAUCAGUUUGGCAACUUCAUCGACACCGCGAAUAACUACCAAGACCAGUCCAGCGAGGAGUUCAUUGGCGAGUGGGCGGAGAAGCGUGGGAUCCGGAAUGAGCUAGUCAUCGCAACCAAGUACACGUCCAACUACGUGGGCCGCGAUGGGAAGACGACGCAACGGGUUCUCUUCUCGGGCAACAACUUCAAGUCGAUGGCAAUGUCUGUCGAGGACAGUCUCCGCAAGCUGCGCACGUCGUACAUCGACAUUCUCUACGUGCACUGGUGGGACUACGACACCUCCGUCGAGGAGGUUAUGAUCGGCCUUAACAACCUCAUCAAACAGGGGAAGGUUCUCUAUCUCGGUGUAUCAGACACGCCUGCAUGGAUUGUUUCGAAGGCGAACCAGUAUGCCCGUGACCACGGCUUGUCUGAGUUCAUCAUCUACCAGGGUGCAUGGAACGUCCGCGUCAUGUCACGCGACUUCGAGCGCAAGAUUAUUCCCAUGGCGCGUCAAGAACGCAUGGCCCUCGCUCCGUGGAACGAGCGCUCCGACUCGGAGGAUGAGCGCAAGGUCGCGAGUGCGCUUCAGCGCAUCAGCAAUGAGGUCGGCACAUCGCACGUCACGGCCGUCGCAAUAGCGUACGUGACGCAGAAGACGACGCACGUGUUCCCGAUUAUUGGAGGGCGCAAGAUCGAGCACCUGCAGGCGAACAUUGAUGCGCUCAAGAUCACGCUUACGCCUGAGCAUAUUCAGGAGCCCGAGAGCCUCGUCCCGUUUAGCUUGGGCUUCCCGUACGACUUCUUCGGAUCGGACAGCAACGAGUAUGGCUGGAUGAUGAAGAUGGCUGCGUGGUUGGAGAAGCAACCACACGCCAAGCCCAUCGCCCCCGACAGCGACUAGAAGAGCUGUUUUCGAGCUGGUCAAUUUUAUAUAUCAUCAGUGCUUCAUGUAUAAUACGACAGUAAUGCAUCCAAUGUGAACUACUCAG
This is a messenger RNA of Coniophora puteana RWD-64-598 SS2, 1099 nucleotides long. Its product is annotated as Aldo keto reductase. The record is from RefSeq and is a predicted model, not a curated record. NCBI's taxonomy places the organism in Eukaryota, Fungi, Basidiomycota, Agaricomycetes, Boletales, Coniophoraceae. The coding region runs from base 1 to 1011 and encodes 336 amino acids. The transcript is spliced from 6 exons.